CACCAAUAGCGGACGCCGUACCGCGUCCGUCGGGUUUUUCGCAUCGUUAAAUUGGUAUGGCGUUCAUUACAAACCUACCACGGGAGUACGCACCACGUCGUUUGUCCGUAUCGCCGAAUCUGCCGUUAACCGGUUAACCGCGAAUUUUUCAUUUCCGACUUGCCGAGUCUCGACAGACGACGAUACGACAUCCGGUCCCGGAAAACGGCGAACGAAGAGUAAUCCACCGUACGACAAUUCGCUACAAGACACGAGUGACGCACCAUGGGCACGUAUUUGAGCAAGCCGGUCACCGACAAGGAAUCUCACGACACCGACAACGACUGGCUGUCUUGCGGUUCUAGUUCCAUGCAAGGCUGGCGCGAGUCUCAAGAGGACGCGCACAACUGUCUGCUGGACUUUGACAAGAAAGUGGCACUUUUUGCUGUAUAUGAUGGACACGGUGGGGCUGAAGUUGCCCAGUAUGCAGCCGAAAAUUUGCCUGCCUUAGUUAAAAACACAUUGUAUGAUAACCAAGACUUUGAACAAGCUUUAAUAAAAGCAUUCAUGGAUUUUGACGACAGUCUAAUUGAGUUUCCUGUUGUUGAAAAAUUAGUUGCUCUUCGAGAAGAUGUUAGUGAAGAAUGUGCCGAUGAAGAAGAAGAAAGAGAAGAACUUAAUGAACUUUAUGAAGAAGCUAAAAUGCCAAUUGAAGAUAUAAUAUUAAAGUAUAAAAAUAAAAUAAUUGAAAAUAUGGAUAAGAAAAAAGAGAAAGAAAUGAAAGAAUUAGAAGAUGCAAAAGAAAAAGAAACAGAAGACGCAGCUAUUACUAGAAAUGAUGCCUGUGGUUCUAGCAGCAGCAGCAGCAACAUAACUGUUACAGAUGAUAAGACAAAUGUUGGUAAUGGAAUUGAUGAAUGUAAAUCAAAAGCUUCAGCAGCUGAAAGUUCAUCAAGUGCUAAAGUUAAUAGUUCGUCAAAUGAUGAUGCGGAUGAUAAAAAUAGUGAAGCUGAAUGCGGUCCUAGCAGUAGCAAUGGAUUUAAUGGCGUUGAACAACUUCCUCCAUCCUUGUGUAUAAUUAAUGAUGAUUCAGAAGAUGACACAGACGUUGAUGAUGAUGAUGAUGAUUAUGAUGAUGGUGACGUUGCUAUUGAUCCAGAAUUACUUCGUGAAAAAUAUAAUCUUGAAUCAGAUUCAGACAGUGAUGUAGAAGAAGAAGAUGAAGAAGAAGAAGAAGAAGACGAACUCUCAAUGGAUAGAUUCAGCGAAGACGAGGAUAAGCCAGGAAAGGAUAGUGGUUGUACAGCAGUAAUGGCUCUAUUAGUAAACAAUAAACUUUAUGUUGCUAAUGCUGGAGAUUCAAGAUGUGUUGUUUCUGUUGGGGGUAAAGCUCAUGAUAUGUCAAAAGAUCACAAACCUGAAGAUGAACCAGAAUUAAAAAGGAUUAAUAAAGCUGGUGGCAGAGUUUCAAGUGAUGGAAGGGUGAAUGGAGGUUUAAAUCUGUCUAGAGCUUUAGGUGAUCAUAAUUAUAAAAAAAAUAAAGAUCUUCCAAAUACUGAACAAAUGAUAACAGCUCUACCUGAUGUGACUGUCUUGGACAUAACACCGGAUGAUAAUAAUUUUAUAGUGUUAGCUUGUGAUGGUAUCUGGAAUUCAUUAAGCAGCCAGGAAGUUGUUGAUUUUAUUUCGGAACGUAUUAACAAACCAGAUACAAAAUUAUCAUCAAUUUGUGAAGAAUUGUUUGAACAAUGUUUGGCACCCAAUACAUUAAGUGAUGGUACUGGCUGUGACAAUAUGACAUGUAUCAUUGUCAAGUUAAAACAAAAACAAAAGCGUUCUCGUUCAGAUGAGGAGGAUAAUUCAGAAGGUGGCGAGUAUAAAAAACAAAAAUCAGAAGAUUCAAUUGAAUCUGAAUCUGUACAUUAAUGUUCCUCCUGGUAUUGAAGAUUUGGUUUGACGAGCUGUUUGUAUUUGUUUCUGAAUUUUACAGACACAUGCGACUGAUUUAUGGAUUAAUUUAUUUUCUUAAAUUUUAACAAGAAAACAACAUUAUCUUAUAAUUUAUGUAAUAAUAUUAUUGUAGUGUAGUUUUAUUAUAUUUUUCAUAAUUAAAAUUUCAUAUGAUAAUAAAGUUAUUUUAUUAUUUUAA
Messenger RNA from Aphis gossypii (cotton aphid), 2128 nucleotides. RefSeq lists its product as uncharacterized. The record is from RefSeq and is a predicted model, not a curated record. Gene Ontology annotation, biological process: protein dephosphorylation. Gene Ontology annotation, molecular function: cation binding; protein serine/threonine phosphatase activity. The coding region runs from base 265 to 1905 and encodes 546 amino acids. NCBI's taxonomy places the organism in Eukaryota, Metazoa, Arthropoda, Insecta, Hemiptera, Aphididae. The transcript has 9 exons.